AUCUCCAACGCCAGUCCAAAUCCAAACCCGAAGGAGGGAGAGAGGCUAAGCUAGGGUUCCGCCUCCCACCGGCCGGAGAGAGAGAGAGAGAGAGAGAGGGAUGACGACGGCGGCGCGGCCUACGUGGGCGCCGGCGAAGGGCGGGAACGAGCAGGGCGGCACGCGCAUCUUCGGGCCCUCCGGGAAGUACUCCUCCCGCGACCUCGCCGCCCACACCUCCCUCAAGCCCAGAAAAGAGGGACAACAAACUCAAGAGGAGGUACAGAAGAGGAAUCUUAGGGAUGAACUUGAGGAGCGUGAACGCAAGCACUUCUCAUCCAAGGAUAAGUCCUAUGUUGACGAGAGGGACCGGCGAAAAAGUUCAAGCCUGCUUUUAGAAGGUUCAAAAAGGGAUGAAGAUAAGAUAGUUCCACGUGAAAUUGAUGCAGACGACUCUGACGUGGAGCUCAAAAGUGAUGAUGAAAGCGAUGAUGAUGACGAUGACGAUGACACCGAGGCCCUAAUGGCAGAGCUUGAAAGGAUUAAAAAAGAAAGAGCUGAGGACAGGCUUAGAAAGGAGCGUCAGCAAGCAGAAGAAGAGGCCAAGAUGAAGGAGGCUGAGCUGAUGCGAGGAAACCCGCUGAUCAAUAUGAAUAACUCCGGCUCCUUCAACGUGAAGAGAAGGUGGGAUGAUGAUGUUGUAUUCAAGAACCAGGCUCGUGGAGAGACCAAGACACCGAAACGGUUCAUCAACGACACCAUCAGAAGUGAUUUCCACCGCAAGUUUCUGCAUAGGUACAUGAAAUGAUGCUGCUGUACGCUUUAUGUUGUAUGGACAGUAUGCAUGCUGGAAGAGCCUGUGAUGUUUCUGUAUUCCGAACAUCGAUUUGUAUGACAUAACUGUAAUAUCUUUGUUAUCGUACGAUGAUAUGUUCACCCUGUUCCUAAGAGUACAGAAAAGAACCCACUGCUUGUAUAUUACUGAUGCUUUGCUGUGACCCCAGGAUCUUUCUAUUACUAGUAUUUACUAUUUGAA
Hordeum vulgare subsp. vulgare (domesticated barley) is the source of this 1015-nucleotide messenger RNA. RefSeq names its product protein CWC15 homolog. Gene Ontology annotation, molecular function: RNA binding. The record is from RefSeq and is a predicted model, not a curated record. The coding region runs from base 101 to 787 and encodes 228 amino acids. Gene Ontology annotation, biological process: mRNA cis splicing, via spliceosome. Gene Ontology annotation, cellular component: catalytic step 2 spliceosome. Lineage: Eukaryota; Viridiplantae; Streptophyta; Magnoliopsida; Poales; Poaceae. The transcript has 7 exons.